UGGGCGCUGGCUCUGCGGAGGAGGCUGAGGACAGCAACGGCAGCUUGCUAACAAGCCGGGUGCGUCCGUGCUGGCCCUGGGACCAGAAGUUUCUGACGGGGAACAUCUUUGUUUCCUGAGUACCAUGCCGACAGAUAUGGAGCCCUCAAUCUUGGUGAAAGUGCUUCACCUGGUCUUCCUUUCAACCUGCUGGGGCAUGCAGAUCUGGGUCACUUUUGUGUCCGGUUUUGUGAUGGGCAGUCACCUCCCCCGGCACACUUUUGGCUUCAUUCAGAGUCGCCUCUUCCCCUACUACCUCCACAUUGGCUCUGCUUGUGCGUUCUUUAACCUUACCAUCUUUGCUAUCUAUCAUCCCAGCGAGCUCCUGAAUGAAGAAGAAACCACCCAGAUCACAGUCUUCUUUGUUUGCGUCACUGUUGCUGCUCUGAACGCCCAGUGGUUUGGGCAGAUUACAUCGGAGAUUAUGGCUGACAUGCACCUCAUUGAGCAGAGCUAUGGCCUAGGACAGGAUAUCGGCCUCUUUUCAAGAAAAUCUUACUCCAAGCUGCGUGAAACAGACCCAAAAUAUAAGAAACUGUCUCGUCGGCUGACCCUGUACCACAGCAUCUCCUCGCUCUGCAAUCUAUGCUGCAUCGUAUGUAAUGGCUUGAGCCUCUACUAUUUGGCUACUCAUCUUUCCACGCUGUGAGAUGUGCAGAUAAGCUGGAUGAGAGUCCAAGAAUUCAAGACCCAGGAAAAAGAUGCAUUCACCUUUGCGUGCUCUGCCCCCUUGAAGGCAGAGGGUACCCGAGAACAUUUUUGAGUUGCUAGAUCAUGUCAGCUAGAUUCCCUCAGGUUUUACGGGCAUAUCUGCAAAUCCUCCUUUCUGUUGGGAAGGCCAGUCUCUGGCAGAUCAUCUCAUAUGCAGCUGUUCCCAUCAAAGUCACUUUUACAGUCAUGCCCCAUAACAUCAGCUGCUACAAACUGGAUCAUUCUUGGGGGUUUAUUAAAGGUGGCUGCCCUUGGAUUAUUUGAAGCUGGUCAUCACUUGAGCUCUGCCCUGUUUUUGAACCACUCUACAUUGUUUCUAGACAUGCCUUAUCGUUUGACCCCUUCUGAAUUUUUGCUGCUUUCCAGAAUUUUUGCUCACAUGCCUUUGUUUGGACUGCCUCUAAAGUUCAGACUCUCUUCCAUCUUAUUAUGCCACUGAGUGCGGUUGAAAAUGGUUUGCAUCCCUGCAGACCUGGGAACAGAGCUUGAGAAGGGCAGCAGACCAAAAGCUCCUAAGGAGGAGAAAUUUUAGAAGGUUCAGCUCUUCCCAGCUUGUGUGUGGAUGCCAAGUUGCUAAUUUUCCUGACUUGUGUGCACACCCUUUGGAUAAAUGAUUGCCUUCUGGUGCACGGAAAGGUGGUGUUUAAUAAAGCUGUCCCUUUAAGAAGCUUCCAAUAUGUGUCCUUUCACAGGAAGUUAACCAGUAUUACUUUUUACUGAGCAGGCAGUUUUCCUUAAACAAAAUAUCGUACCAUGAACUUUUAAAACCAGAGAUAUAUCAGGGUAUUAAAAAAGCAGGCUCUCCUACAGUGAUUCUAAACCAGGGUGCCUUAAGAUCUUUCUGGGGGUAGUGUAGGUGUCAUGCAAUAUUAGCACCAUUAGGUGUGCACACGUUUCACAAGGCAAUCUCAGAUAUUUCAAAUAGGAAUCAAUAGUGUUAAAACCAUUCUGAGCUGUUGCAGUCUUUCAGAGUCCUUUACAGCCGAACUCUUCUAUUAUUUUUCUGUAGUCUGAAGUCACGUGAAAACUAAGACCUGGCAUUUUCCAACAGGUGCCUUGAAUCUAAAAAGGUUGAGAACUACUGCUCUACAGGCAGCAACUCACUGCUGGUUGACUUACAAACUUUGGCUUCUAUGCAUGAAGUGGGCCUGUUUUUAUUUUACUUUAUUUUUUUUUACUGAUAAUGAAAGGACAUCACUUGAUUGUGCAGGCAAAUUAAAUUGCUGUGGAAUUUAGAAGCCUUUCUGCUAAGCAGGACCCAUGGCAACUACUCAGACUGAUUCAGCAGCCCUUCUACUAUAGCUGUUAACUGGGAGAGUUCAUAAAAAGGCAGCAGUGAGCACGCAGAGAAAGCACAAGGGGUUGGAUGAGGCGAGUUCUUUCUCCAGAAUUGUUACCUUUCAUCACAGAUCACUUCACUCUUAAUUGUGUCCCAGUUCCUGUCUUUAAAAUGGACCUAUUAGUUAUGCAUAUUUAAAUACCACUAUAUUAGUAUCACGGUACAGUUACUUUUAUCAAUACUUAGUUUUCCUUUUGACAGCUGGUAGAUUAAAUCCAGUAUGAUUUACCAGACUGGUAAAUCCGUCUUGACAAUCCUCCCAGGAUGGAUUUAAUUUUCUUAGGGAAAGUGGAAUGGUUUUGAAAGCCCUGUGUAUUGGUUGAGCUAUAAUUACACAGUGUUUUUGCACUUGCUGAUUGUAGCUUGGAUGCGAAUUAUUUUUCAUUAGAAUUUAGACGUUGCC
Messenger RNA from Alligator sinensis (Chinese alligator), 2492 nucleotides. Its product is annotated as transmembrane protein 205-like. The coding region runs from base 125 to 688 and encodes 187 amino acids. The record is from RefSeq and is a predicted model, not a curated record. The transcript has 4 exons. NCBI's taxonomy places the organism in Eukaryota, Metazoa, Chordata, Crocodylia, Alligatoridae.